Molecule: messenger RNA, 1442 nt
Organism: Falco peregrinus (peregrine falcon)
Lineage: Eukaryota; Metazoa; Chordata; Aves; Falconiformes; Falconidae
Exons: 2
Coding region: 1-1038 (345 amino acids)
Source: RefSeq, a predicted model, not a curated record
AUGAGUCCGAAUGGGCAAUUUGUUUGGCCUUCUAUGUGUAAUGCAGCGUGGCAGAAAACGGUUAUUGAGAAUUUGAAUCGACCAUAUCAUUUGCCAUUGCAGGAGUUAGACCUAUUAGGUAGCAUUACGCCCGUUAAAAACGUUAACGUGACUGCAACGGGAAUGCCAGAAUGCGAGGACACGGUACCACCACUUCAACCUGUAAAUGGCACUGGAGUAAUUUGGUUUGGUGAACCGUGGCGAUUUUGGCUAGCACGACAAGGUGAAUGGGAGUUUGAUACUAAGUUUCAAAAUUUAAUUGGUUUACCUAAUUGGGGUGAACUGAAAGCUGGAGGCUUACAUGUAAAUGUAUCAGGGGGCUAUCAGGUGCCACCGGGAGUCUUUUUGAUAUGUGGAGAUAGAGCAUGGCCAGGGAUUCCUUUGAAUCCUGUCGGUGGACCAUGUUAUUUAGGGUGUUUAACUUUGUUUGCUCCUCGUAUGAAAGACUUACUGAAAAUGACUCCACAAUUUCAUAGAUCACGGAGGGCACUGCGCACCUUUGCUGAAACAUGUAAUGACCGAGUCGAUCUACAGUCUGUAACAACAAAUGUCUUAGCCUCCAUAUUUAUGCCAGGGGCAAUGGCUGCAUUAAACGCUAAGAAUAUACGAAGGUUAGCGUGUUGGGGAGAGAAGCAAUUUAAUCUUACGUCACAGAUUUUAAGUUCGUUAUCGCUUGACGUAGAUAGUGUUAGGCAUGCUACGUUACAAAAUAGAGCUGCAGUAGAUUUUUUGUUAUUAGCACAUGGACAUGGUUGUGAGGAUUUUGAAGGGAUGUGUUGUGUGAACCUUUCCAAUCAUUCCAUAUCUAUCCACAAGAAGUUGUCACAACUGCAGGGAAACAUGAAGGGAAAUAAUCUUCUUGAUGAUAAUCCUUUUGAUGAAUGGUUGAGAGGACUGGGGAUAACAGGUUGGUUAAAGACGUUAUUGAUGGAAGGAAUACGCUUUGUUAUAAUCAUUAUUGUAAUGCUUUUAUUUUUAGCUGUUUAUUUUCUUGUUUGAAGAAAGGUUUAACAUCUAUUGUGAAACAGACAUGGGUUGUCCAAAAAGAAAAAGGGGGAUAUGUAGAGGGAUUUUUAAAGGACCGAGACAUAUGUUACCAUUGUCUGGGUUGGACAACCCAGGCCUGUUAGUUGAAGCUGCAGAGCAGCUUUAAAUUGUCCCGGGGACAAGCAGUGGGAGAAAGAAAACAAGCUAUGCACAAACAAGAAGCCAGGUGCAGAGCAAGUCCUUGGAACUGCGAAAUCAACACACUCUCAUCGGCACACUCUGAUCAGGCGUCUGCAGCAUGCUCACCAAUCAGCGACGCGGAUGCCCACGUGGCCAGAGACUUUUAUCCAAUCACCUGUGUGUAAAGUCGUGUGAGCGGUCGGUUUAAGUUAUAAAUAUGACCUGUUUGUUUAAUA